Molecule: messenger RNA, 4054 nt
Organism: Bombus terrestris (buff-tailed bumblebee)
Lineage: Eukaryota; Metazoa; Arthropoda; Insecta; Hymenoptera; Apidae
Exons: 9
Coding region: 1079-1930 (283 amino acids)
Source: RefSeq, a predicted model, not a curated record
CUAUAACUUUUGACAUUGACAACAUAAAUGUUGGCUAUUCAUUGUCAAAUGCGUUUUUGAAAAAUUGUUAGUAUAAAUUGGAUCCAUGAGAACAUAAAAUAAUUAAGAAUAGCAAGCAAUUAUAUAUAAUGGAUGCUUGUAGUCUUAUGAAUAAAAAAAAAGAACAAUCGGUUCUGUACGCUUUAUUUCCGGAAAUGAGUAACCUAUGUUGUGCAAUUUGCGAAAUUGAUUUUGUUGAAAUUCAUGAUUCAUCGGCAAAAUCAAAUUUUCAUUGGCAAACAAUGAAAUGCCGAUUACUCAUUCAUUUAAUAUCUGACGUUAUUGCUUCACCAGUAAUGGGUACAGAAAGAUAUAUAUUUGUUAUAACUCAUAAACAAUUUUCUGAAACUGGUAGAUUGGAACAAAUUUUGAGAAAUUUUAAACUAGUGUAUCAAGGAUUAAGAUCAGUUACUGCAGAAGUCUAUAAAAGUUGUCUUAGGUAUACGAUACAAACUAAGAUAGCUCCUUUGUGGAAUAAAGUUGAUGAUUAUUUUGUUCAAGGAAAAAAUUUUUAUAACUUUAUAGAAGGAACUAGAGCAUUAAAAUUAGAUAUACUUAUAGAGGAAAGGAAAAUGUGUUUGCAACUUCAUGCAGAAAUACUUAAAAUUCCAUAUAUAAAACUUGAAGACUAUCUUUCACCAUCUAUUAUAUCACAUUUUUUAGCAGACCCUAAAGGAUACGUUGAUUUAUCUCGUUAUAAUCUUCCAUUUGUACAUGUAUUACCAAGUACAAAAAAAGGCAAACUAUUAUCUGUAUCUAAAGAACUUCCAGCAAAAUGUGCCUUUAAAGAUUAUGACCAAUUACGUAGACACUGGAAAAAUAUGGUAUAAAUGACAAUACCUAUGUUUAUUCAUCUUGCAAUUUACUUUCAAAUAUAUUUUUGUAUAUAUAUAUAUAUAUAUAUAUAUAGAUAUGUAUGUAUGUAUGUGUGUGUAAAACAUUUUAGUAUGGAUAUUAUUUACCAAAAAAUAGAGAUGGAAUUUUAUUUUAUGAAAUUAAAUUUUUGAUUUCCAAAUCUAAGGUUUUUACAUAUCCUCAUAUGUGUGUAGCAAGUAGUCCAUUAGAAAUUAUUCCAAAUAGAGAAAAAGAAUCUACAAUUAUACAUUUUUUAUCUGAUAUGUUUAUGAAAUUACCUGAAGUUUGUGGUAAACGGCUACAGAUAUCCAAAGAUAAUCCAUUUGAUACAAAAUCUUUAAAUAUAAGAUCAAAUACUGCAUUGCCAAAGGACAGACGAUUAAGUACAUAUCUUAAGGAAAAGGGUAAUAUUAUCUCACAAUUAGAAUUUUCUGAUAAAUAUAUAGAUGGAUUGACAAAACAUGUAGAUACUGCUACAUUAUUAACAACACAAUUAACUAAAAUUCAUCAAAUUCAUAACGUACAAUUUCAUGAAUAUAUGAGAGCAAAAUUAAACGACAACGAUGUGAAAGAAAAUAAAAGUGGUAUUCAAUGUUUAAAUACUAUGCAAAAUUCAUCUAUACAAAAUGUAGAAAAUAAUUUUAUCACAGUUGAUACCUCAAGAAACCCAAAUUUUACUGUAUCAAAGGAAAGAACAAUUUCUACAUACUUUAAAAUUCAAAACAUGAAUUCUUAUGCUAAGACAAAAGAGCAAUCGCAGGAAGAAGAUCAAAGACAAAAACAUUUAACGCUAAAGGAGAAACUAUCAAAAGCUAAAUCUGAUAAAGAUGGCAGCUUAUCUUUACUAGAUCAAAACAAUAUUGUGGAGACAAUGGCAAAACUAAGUCAGUUAGAUCAAUUGGAGUAUAGCGAAUUGAGUGAUUGGCUAAAAGAGCGUUCAAUUCCACAUAAUUCUAAAGCAAAAAAAAAUGUACUUAUUAAUAAAGCAUUAUCGCACAUCAAGAAUACCACAAUUUUACAGCCAUUUCGUAUGUAAAUGUAUCAUAUGUGUUCUUAAGUGUACUAAGUUAGUAUAAAAAAUAAUACCAAUAUGCUAUAACAUAACAUAUUAUAUUUUUACAUUCAUACAUUAGAGCAGCUUUAGUAUAUAACAAAUAAAAUAAUAAUACAUAGUUAGAUAUAAUUAAUAAAAGAUAAAAAAUUCUUUUUGUACCACUGAUUUUUUAUGAACUAUUUAUCACAAUUUACAUAGCUUUUCUGUCAGCUUCAUUUUUUAUACCAAUCUCAAUUAGUUCAUUAGUUCAUUUCAUUAGUUAAAGUCAUAAACAAAUCAAUGUCAACCUGAAAUAAGUUUACAAUAUUAAUUUAUAAUAAAUAUAAUAUUUUAUACAUGUAACAACAUAUUUACUUCUUGAACGAGGAAUUUAGGUAUUGACCUAAUCCGUAAUGUUUUAGUAAAAUAAACACUUUUGCUUCUUCUGAAUUUAAAAUCAUUCCUCUUGGAGGUGUCCUGUAACGUGGUGGUGAUGGUGUAUUUUCCCUAAAUACAUUUUCAUCCUUCAUAUUUGGAAGAACAUUUUGUUGGCGCAAUAGACUAAAUUGAGGCACAUAUUCAAGAAUAGCAUCAACAUCUUCUUUGUGUUGAAUAUUUAAAUCUUGUGGCUGAAUGGACUGUAACACUUUGCAAACAAUAUAGCUAAAUUAAAAUAUCAUAUUUACUUUGUAUAUAAUAUAGAGCAAUAACUAAGAUACCUCUGCAUAGGUAGUUCGCUUACAUUCUUUCUACUUUUUGAACAAGUUAGCAUUGCUUCAUCUUCAUCUUCAUUUACAAACCAUUGUUUCUCCUUUGUUUCAUCUUUGAUAUUCAAAAUUAAUUUCCUCAUUAUGUUCAUUUUGUGUAAAAUAUAAAUUUGAAGAAGUAGGUAGCAGUUUGUUCAGAUUUCAAGUCAAGGUGAUUGGAAGUAAACUACUCUGAACACUUUCUCAAUGAUUUGUCUCUAAACUUAAUGCACAGGGUUUUAAAAGUUCCUUGCUUUAACAUUCUCUAUCGUGUCAGAAGCUUCGUCUUCAAGAGUAAUAGUUUUCUCUGUUAAGGCCUUAACGAAGACCUGUAUGGUUCAUGGUCUGGGGAAAAAAGGUUAUAUUAAUAUACAAUAUCGUGCUGCGAUAGUACAUGCUAAAAUAAACAUUUUGUAAGGAAUAACUUUAUAUUUUUUUAAUUUAUAAAAACAUUAAUCAGCUCAAAUUUUGUUAAACAAAAUGAUGGCAUCACAGCAGAGUAUCGGUUAUUGGAAAACUCAUCUAAUAUUUUUUACAUAAAUAUGGAAGAAUCAGCUGUUAUGCUUACAUUUCUUGAAAUAAUUUAUAGAAUAGGGUAGAUAGUUGCACACAAGUCACUCUAAAUUCUUUUGAUAAAACAAUAUAGCAAAGCCUUCGAAGGAUAAUUCACAAUAGAGUAUGUCAAAUAAUGUAUAACAUGUGCAUUUGAUGCCAUUUAUUGGUGUACACGAUAAUUGCGUAGUUCAGUAAAGCCAGUAAAGGAUGCACUUAGACUAAAUCUCAUAAUUUUUCACCAUUUCUUUAAAUUAAGUGCAUAUCUGUUAAAAUUAAUUAAAUAUUACAUAAUAUGUUUCCUAGGAAAGCUGUUGAAAAAUUUGAAAAAGGUUGCAAACGUUUAAGAAUACCUAUAACCUUCCUUUGUUAAGUACGUGGGAGAAAAUAUUUAUAUCGUCUUUCGCAAAAUAAAUGCGAAUCAAAUGAACAGCGAGAUUAUUGAACUGUGGAAAUAAAAAAGAAUCGAAAUAAUGAAAACGAAAACAGAGAAAGUUAUUACAUAGAAUUAUUAUAUUAUUGCAUAGAAAAUCAUUGAAAAAUGUUCAGAGUAAUCUUUAUAUAUUAAUUUAUAAUAAACCCUUGAAUUUUUCGAUAUACGACUCUUUUAAUCGCAAGUUGUUUUCUUGGACCUUAUCGUUUUUCAGAUGCUGUUUAAAGCUGUUAUUACAUUGGUUUGGGUUUUGAAAUUCAAUUGAUUCAUACAGAUUAUCCUGUUGUAUCCUGUGUACUUCAUUGUACUGUGUACUUCACACCUGUGUAUCCUGUGUACUUCAACACCUUGUACAGCCAUUUACACACAGCGAAAACUCAGAUAAAAAAGACGUGA